AUGGAACCUCCUCUAAAGAUAACUGCAGUUAAAAGUUCUAUUACUGGCAUUGAGUGGAAAACGAGAUACAUUCCAAGUCUCAAAUCUCUUGCACCUAAAGUACAUACUCUCGUAACACAUACUUAUGUACUUUUGAAGUAUAUUUUUACGCAAGAACUUGAAAACAACAUCGAUUUUGCUUUAAAGGAUCUUGCCAAUGUUGAUUUCUUCAGAGAAGUCUUUACUUCACUACUUGAUAGCUAUAAACCGGAUAAAGCAAAACCAAAAGAAAAAGCAAGAAGCUACAAGAAGCUUAUCAAUAAGCAUCGAGAUACCUAUUGCCAACUCGCCUCUUAUGUUCCAAUCAAACUGAAAUAUGCGCAACAAAUAGGAAGCUAUGAAGCUACGAAAAUCCACACUGCAUAG
Molecule: messenger RNA, 405 nt
Organism: Gilbertella persicaria
Lineage: Eukaryota; Fungi; Mucoromycota; Mucoromycetes; Mucorales; Choanephoraceae
Exons: 1
Coding region: 1-405 (134 amino acids)
Source: RefSeq, a predicted model, not a curated record